AUGUCAACAACUGACGAACAACAACAACAACAACAACAGCCAGUAGUGGUAAAGAGAAGGGUAGGUAGACCAGGUAGAAAACCACUAGAUACAGCCGCCAAAAACAGAAGAACUGCUCAGAAUAGAGCUGCUCAAAGAGCAUUUAGGGAAAGGAAGGAACGGAAGAUGAAGGAACUGGAAGAUAAAAUUUCUGACUUGGAAAGAAUCAAAGAUAAUAAUGAAGUAGAAUCCACAUUUUUAAGAGACUACAUGAUGGAUCUAAUCUGCGAUAUGCAGAAAUAUAGACCAAAUAACUCUACAGAUUCUAAAGUGUUGAAAUACCUUUCUUUGAAAAAGAAAAACCAACCUUCCAUGAAGGCUACCAGUAUAGACUCACUGAUCGAAAUGGAAAAUAAAAAGACUGACGAAAUAUCGAAGGAAUCUCCAGACUCUACCUUGAAUAAUAAUGCUAAUAAUAAUAAUAAUAAUAAUAAUAAUGAUACAAAUCAAGUACCCUCUCCAAAUGAAUCCACAGGUUCCCACAUCUCAUCACCUGAUUCACAAUCUUUGAAACAUGAUGAAGGCCUUCGACUACCUUCAUUUUCUAACAAAUAUGACAUAAAUUCACAUGAUGGUGGAGGCAUUACCUCCUCUAAUUGGAUAGAUAACAUAUUUGAUGGAGAUACAGCAGAGGGAUUACCAUCAUUCCCUGCAAGUAUAUCGUCAUCUUCCGAGACACCACCUGUCAAUGCAAAUGACAACGACCACAGUCACGUUGAUUUUACUAACAAUUUAUUAGAUCAUAAUAUGAUUUUUACAAAUGAAUUCAGUUUCCAUAAUCAAUUCGAUGAUCAUCCGAUUAUAGAUCUAACAACACAACAAAAGCCAACACAACAACAACAGCAACAAGCAUUUGUUAUCUCAAAUACAUGGGAUUCAAAUUCAAAUGGAAAUUCCACUGAUAAUGAUACUCAAAGUCUCAUAGGAAAUAAUAUUAACAACAAUAAUCCUCUCAUCGAUUCAAAUUUGGCAUUCCCUACCGAUAUUAACGAAAAUGAAGUAUUCGUCAAACAGUACCAGGAGUAUGUAUCUCAGCAACAACCAGCUGAACAGGACACUAUUACAUGCCCAUGCCAGCAUGCCGAUACUGGUGCCGAUGAUGAUGAUGAGGAAAUUGAAUGCGAGUUCAUAUCGAGAAAUCUACUUAAUAACGAGUCCAUUCCAAGUAUACUCCGAGAUAAAACAUCAAUCGAUGGCGGUAUGGCCUGUAAUAAAUACUCUAAAUGUUCUGCCAUUUGGAAAAGAUUUAAAACACAGAAACCAAAAUUUAGUGACGAUGAUAUAGAUUCACUUUGUCAAGAACUAAUUACCAAGGCAAAAUGUUCCGAUGAAGGAACCAUUGUCAUCAGAUCCAGAGACGUUAAGAAUACUCUCAGGAAACAUUUUUAG
Molecule: messenger RNA, 1428 nt
Organism: Naumovozyma castellii
Lineage: Eukaryota; Fungi; Ascomycota; Saccharomycetes; Saccharomycetales; Saccharomycetaceae
Gene: CAD1
Product: Cad1p
Exons: 1
Coding region: 1-1428 (475 amino acids)
Source: RefSeq, a predicted model, not a curated record